Messenger RNA from Carya illinoinensis, 2396 nucleotides. RefSeq lists its product as uncharacterized. The record is from RefSeq and is a predicted model, not a curated record. Gene Ontology annotation, molecular function: zinc ion binding. Bases 1947 to 2396 code for a protein of 149 amino acids. The transcript is spliced from 2 exons. NCBI's taxonomy places the organism in Eukaryota, Viridiplantae, Streptophyta, Magnoliopsida, Fagales, Juglandaceae.
UACUUACAACCGGUCUUGGGGAACCGGCGUCAUCGUGUCCUACGUGGCACGUUUCCAAUACGGCGCCGUUUAGAUUUUAGAUUUUAAUUGAAGAGAUUUUAAUUGAAGACCCAGCGCCCUUCAACUUUUCCCUCGUUCAACUUUUCUCUCUGCUUUUCACUUUCAAACCAGCCGACACACGUACGACUGCGAGACCCUUCCGAUUCCCAUCGUCUUCCCCAUUCGUCUUCCCCAUUCUGCCUUCCAUCCCAAUCGCCGUUUCAUUAGUCUUUGUCCUUCCGUCCCAGUCGCCGGCACUUUCAUCUUCGUCUUGUCGCCGGCACUUUCUUCUUCAUCUUCUCCUCGGUAGACCCACAAACCCAAAGUUGAAACUUUGGGUUUUGAAGAGCCCGUUCCAUUGGUCUUUGUCCUUCCAUCCCAGUCGCCGGCAGCGCACUUUCUUCUUCGUCUUGUCGCCGGCAGUUUCUUCUUCGUCUUCUCCUCGGUAGACCCACAAACCCAAAGCUUCACAUGUGGUUUUGAAGAUCCACGAAUCACAAACCCGUUUUGAACCCACGAACCAGAGCCUGUAAGCACUGUCAUCUUCUCCACCAGAUCUGAUAUCUAAAGCCCGGUCAGAAAGCAGUCCCCGUUCAUAUCGGGUUUCGUCUUCCACUCAAACCCAUGACCCACAAACCCACGUUUCCCAUCUCGUACCGAAGACCCACGAACCACAAACCCGAACCACUAGAUCUGUCCUCUUCUCCACUAGAUCUGAAAUGUGAAGCCCACAUUUCACCCAAACUCUAACCCUAACACCGACAAAAAAUCUAACCCUAAGACCGAGUUUCAAAUCAGGUUAGAUUUCUCCUUUUGAUGUGUUUUGGUUUUUUUCCAACAUUCUCAUGCUAUACAUACUUGGUCAUGUGUCAUUGUUAUUAUUUUUGGCUGUUAUUGUUAUAAUAAUAGGUCCAUGAAUUUGAUAUGCCCGUUUGACACUCCAUUGUAGACUUUUCCUUAUUUUAUAACAAGUGAAUGUCUUCUGCUUCAUUUAUUGAAAAUGUAUAUGAAUUAGUGGUUGAAAGGUCCUUUUUGUUGAAAAUGUGUAUUAAUUUGUGGUUGACAGGGCCUUUUUUGUAUUAUUCCUCCUCUAAGUUAUAAUAAUUUCACAACAUUGUGAAAUUAGUGUAUGGGAACUGAAUGUGUAGAUGGAGAUGGGUUUGUAGUAAUUAAUCAAUGAUAGUUAAGGUUGCUUACAAUCGGGUUGUGUCAUGUUGGGUUAGUAUUAGGUCAUUAAAAUCGAAAGUAUUUAUGAAUUGACAAUAAACUGAUCCAAGUUAAUCGGCCUAACCCAAAUUUGACAUGCCUAACCACAAUUCAUGGUCAAUUCCACACAAACACUUUGAUCUCUAAAUAUCUACUUUGAUUGCGUCGAUACAACCAAAGGCAAUAUUUGGUCAAUAUCUACUUUGAUCUCUAGACCCUACUGUUUAAUAAAAAUUUAUUCAAUAUUUGAAGUAAUACUACUAGUUUUUCAAUCCAUAACUCAAUUUGUAGCUAUAAAUGAGAUGACAGGUCAUGUUUUGAAAAACUAGGUGUGGGAUCAUUAUGAAUGAUUAAGCAAUUUAUAUACAUUUCUUUUUGAAUAGUUAUUUUUUAAUGAUGAUAUUUUUCACUAAAUAUUUAAUGUACUGCCAUUGAUUUGUCAAGUGUCAAAUGAGCUGGGAAUCCUGGAAUCAUUUGUCAUGUUCAAACCCAGCUCGUUCCGUGGGAGACACUGUUUUGUUACAAAAUAAUAGCAAUAUAUUGUUUUGUUACCAACUAUACACUGUUUUCUUACCAAAUAAUUGUGAUGAAUUAGUUUUGGAUUUUGAGCACUAAUAUUUUAUCUUCUGAAUACAAAUAUAUAUUACUAACUAAUUGUGGGAAAUUAGUUUUUGCUUUCUCUUCUUUGGUUCAUCUUAGAAAUGUCAUCGUCCUCAUCCAUGUCUUCUUCAUCUUUUGCUAAACGUACCACGGGGCAACCAUUGUGCUGCUGUGGGGUGAAAGCCACACUGAAAUUUUCAACUACAGCAAAAAAUCCUGGCCGGCCAUUCUUAGGGUGUCCAAAGUACAACACAGAGGGAUUACCCUUCUGCAAGUUUUUCCAGUGGGCAGAUCAUCACCAAGUGACUGAGCUCCAGCUUCAAGAAAGAAUCAAUGACCUGUUACAGAGGGAGAAAGAUCUCUCAAAAAUAGUCGACCUCCUCGAAAAAAGGGAGAAUGACCUGCGUAGAAUGGUGGAUCACCUUGAGAAGGAGUUGCUGCGGCAGACACAAGAACCUGAUAUGAAGAGGGAGCACAAACUGGGAAAACAUUUAUGUGGGAUUGCAUUAGUGGUACUUUUAAUUUGUAUUGGACGAUGGCUCUUAUAUUAA